AUGUCGUGUCUGUAUCAAAUAGAACUGGAUUUUGCUUUUCUCUUCUGUAGACUUGCUUGAAAAAAAUAAAAAAAGAAGGAAGCAGAAGACUUUGAUUCAAUCCAAACCCGAAAAGCUACCAUAUUUAUAGACAUAUGGGUUUGUUUGGGGUGUGGUGGAGUGGAAGUGUGGUAGGGUUUCUUGUGUUGGUGCCAGGAAUUCUGGGUUGGGGCAAAGAAGGCCACUAUGCAGUUUGCAAGAUAGCAGAGGGAUUUCUUAGUGAAGAUGCUUUAGCUGCUGUGAAAGAAUUACUACCAGAAUCUGCUGGAGGUGAUCUUGCUGCAGUUUGCUCCUGGCCUGAUGAGAUUCGCUUUCAUUAUCGGUGGAGUAGUGCUUUGCACUAUGUUGACACACCGGAUUUUCUGUGUAACUACAAUGACAGCAGAGACUGCCAUGACUCUGCUGGACAUAAAGGUAGAUGUGUAACUGCAGCAAUUAACAACUAUACGAUGCAGCUUUUGACUUAUCAGGAUUCCAUCUCAAAAUCAAAAUACAACUUAACAGAGGCACUUCUUUUCUUGUCUCACUUUAUUGGGGAUAUCCAUCAGCCCCUACAUGUUGGUUUCACUGGAGACCUAGGGGGGAACACAAUAAUAGUCCGUUGGUAUCACAGGAAGACAAAUCUUCACCAUGUAUGGGAUAAUAUGAUCAUUGAAUCUGCUGUAAAGACAAUAUAUGGGAACAAUCUUGAACUCAUGAUAGAGACUAUUCAGAGGAAUAUUACAGAUGCUUGGUUCAGUGAUUUGUCAUCAUGGCAGUUUUGUGCAAAUAAUUGGAGUACUGUAUGUCCAAAUGAGUAUGCUUCUGAAAGCAUUCGUUUGGCAUGCAAAUUUGCUUACAGGAAUGCCACUCCCGGAAGCACUCUGAAUGAUGAUUACUUUGUUUCUCGGCUGCCUAUAGUGGAGAAGCGGCUAGCUCAAAGUGGGGUCCGCUUGGCUGCUACCCUCAAUCAUAUCUUCUCUGAACCAAAAAUUGCUGGAGCAUGAAGAUACAGAAAGGGUAGGGCAUUUAUUGCUUACAAGUUAUAAGAGCUAAUGAGCUAUUAAGCUCCUCAUUGUUCAAGUUCUCUGCUUAAUGUAUUGAUGUAUUCCUCACAUGUUGGUAAAAUAGUGGUUAUAUCAAACUUGUAGUAAUUGACAACCUUUGGUGGCCUGUAAAUUUACGUAACUAAGUCCUGCCAAAGGCCUAUGUAUAUGUAAUUAUGUAUAGUGUCAGCAUAUUGGACAAACAUAACAUUUGGUCAAUAUAGCAGAGAAAUUUCUCUUCAAA
Molecule: messenger RNA, 1308 nt
Organism: Fragaria vesca subsp. vesca
Lineage: Eukaryota; Viridiplantae; Streptophyta; Magnoliopsida; Rosales; Rosaceae
Product: endonuclease 4-like
Exons: 9
Coding region: 135-1025 (296 amino acids)
Biological process (GO): DNA catabolic process
Molecular function (GO): nucleic acid binding; endonuclease activity
Source: RefSeq, a predicted model, not a curated record